AUGCCUUCCAACAGCUUCCAAAGCAAAGUGAGUAUUACUCACCUUACGACUGCGACUGCUAUACUCAGUAUUGAUAAUGUCAACUUUUUGACUGAUCCGGUUUUCUCGCCGGCUGGAACUGAAAUGCGUUAUGAAUCGAAACUACUAAAAGAUGGACCGGUUCUUUUGCAAAAUAGCGUUCAUCCUGCUUUGGGAUUGGAAAGUUUACCACCCAUUGAUGCAGUACUCUUAAGUCACGAAAAUCAUGCGGAUAAUUUGGAUGAUCUUGGCCGUCGCCUUUUGGAUGGUCGUAAAGUCAUUACUACCAUGGAUGGUGCAAAAAAUCUCCAUCCCCGACCAGGUGUUCGUGGUAUUCGUCCAUGGGAGACAAUCCCACUUGAAGUCGGCGGACUUCCAAAUGUGAUUUACUUCUCUGGUGAUACGGUUUACAUUGAGGAAAUAAAGGAAAUUCGUAGAAAGUAUCACGUGUGUCUUGCUAUUCUCAACCUUGGAAAGGCCAUUAUGUUUUCACAAGAUGGCCCGCUACAGAUUACUUUGGAUGGCAAGCAAGCUAGUAAACUGGUAAAGGAUCUUGGUAUAGAAAAAAUGGUGCCUAUUCAUUUUGAAGGCUGGAAACAUUUUACUCAAUUUGGAGAAGAGUUAACUAAAGAUUUCAAGGAAGAAGGAAUCAAUGACAGAGUUUGUUGGGUAACCCCAGGAAAGCCUACAACCUUGAUUUCCGGAAAUGUUGAAGGGCAGCAUUAA
Messenger RNA from Schizosaccharomyces cryophilus OY26, 744 nucleotides. RefSeq names its product Zn2+ dependent hydrolase. The record is from RefSeq and is a predicted model, not a curated record. The transcript is spliced from 2 exons. Lineage: Eukaryota; Fungi; Ascomycota; Schizosaccharomycetes; Schizosaccharomycetales; Schizosaccharomycetaceae. Bases 1 to 744 code for a protein of 247 amino acids.